Molecule: messenger RNA, 1282 nt
Organism: Euleptes europaea (tarantolino)
Lineage: Eukaryota; Metazoa; Chordata; Lepidosauria; Squamata; Sphaerodactylidae
Gene: SKP2
Product: S-phase kinase associated protein 2
Exons: 10
Coding region: 32-1282 (416 amino acids)
Molecular function (GO): protein binding
Source: RefSeq, a predicted model, not a curated record
GGCUCUCGAUGCAUCAUCCUGUUAGAGAGCCAUGCAAAGGAGACAUCUCCAGGAAAUUCCAGAUUCGGGCAGCAACGUCUCCACUAGCUUCACGUGGGCAUGGGAUCCCAGCAAGACAUCAGAGCUGCUCGUGGGCAUGGGAGUGUCUGUCCUUCAAGAUAAGCUAGCCAAUGAGAAUACUCCCCAGGAGCUGCUGAUGUGCGUGGGCCCGCCCCCUAAACGACAGAAGGUGAAGGACAAGGAAUUUGUGAUUGCCCGUAGACUAAGGCUGCUUCGAGAGUUGGCACCAGGUGUUUCUUGGGAUACCUUGCCUGAUGAAUUGUUGUUGGGGAUCUUCUCCUGCUUAUCCUUAGCUGAUCUGCUAAAAGUUUCCCAGGUUUGCCGGAGAUGGCACCGACUUUCAAUUGAUGAAUCGCUUUGGAAAACCCUCGAUCUUACAGGGAAGAAUCUGCUGCGGGGAGUGAUCGGACAGUUGCUGCCCUUGGGGGUCACUGCCUUCCGUUGUCCGAGGUCCUGCAUUGGGAAUCCUUUGUUUAAAACAAGCAGACUUCUUCAUGUGCAGCAUAUGGAUCUGUCCAAUUGUACAAUCCAAGUUGCAGACCUCCAGAGUAUUCUUGAUCGGUGUCAGAGCCUGCAGAACCUCAGCUUAGAAGGGCUCAACCUUUCCAGCGACAUUGUUCGAAAAAUAGCGCAGAACCCCUACUUGAUACGAUUGAAUCUCUCUGGAUGCUCCGGAUUCUCUGCGGAAAGCUUGGAUGCCAUGUUGAACAGCUGUCACAGGCUUGAAGAACUGAAUUUGGCUUGGUGCGACUUUACUAUCGAUCAUGUAAGAACAGUGGUUAGCCAUAUUCCUUCUACUGUAACACAGCUCAACCUUAGUGGAUACAGACAGAAUUUACUGAUGUCAGACGUUAAAUCAUUACUAGAGAGGUGUUGCAAUCUCAUACAUUUAGAUUUAAGCGACAGUGUUAUGCUGAAACCCGAAUGCCUUCAGUACUUCUGCCAGCUCUCUUAUCUCACGCAUUUGUCUCUUAGUCGAUGCUACCAGAUACCUCCUGCAGCCUUACUUGAACUUGGUGAAAUUGCUACACUCAAAAGUCUCCAGGUUUUUGGGAUAGUGACUGCCACCUCUCUCCAGCUCCUGAAGGCAACACUUCCUCAUAUAAAGAUUAACUCCUCCCAUUUUACAACUGUUGCAAGGCCUACCACUGGCUACAAAAAGAACCAAGAAAUUUGGGGAAUCCAGUGCAGACUGAGUUUAAGAACCACACCUGGUUUUUAA